Striga asiatica is the source of this 539-nucleotide messenger RNA. The record is from the annotation of a GenBank genome assembly. NCBI's taxonomy places the organism in Eukaryota, Viridiplantae, Streptophyta, Magnoliopsida, Lamiales, Orobanchaceae.
CGCUAGCCUUAAAGCUUACUCGACCGAUGAUGCAUCUCAUAAAUAGUUAUCAUCUAGUUGCUUGCAAUGGAGAUGGUAACAAUUUAGUGCUCAUGCUGGCUACCGAAGGUUGCUUCUUGAUCGACGUGGAUUUUCACAUGAGGGAGACGUCUUCGAAUUCAGGAAAGCAACAAAGAAGAUUCUACCUAAGUGGUGUAUCGAUCAUGGAUGGUUAUCCAGUUAGGAAUCUACGAUUUAAUGAGAGGUGGAACAUAAUAGAAAACCAACUUUUGAUGAGCCGACAAACAUUCUUCAAACUUUCAGCUUCGAAGAUCGAGGAGCUCACCUAUAGGGUGAUUCCUAAGCAGCAGCUAAAGGAAUCAUCUUCCAGCACUAACACUAACACUGAUAGGAGGCUGCUGGAAUGGGAUUCCCCCGCAUUAAAACCAAUUCACUUGAAGUUUGUAUUCAAAAUAGUCAACCGUGUGCAUUUGCUUUAUGUGAAUGGGGAGAACGCUGAAUUAUUGCAAAUUGGGAGGCAACAACCAUUUCUCACAAAG